Amphimedon queenslandica is the source of this 784-nucleotide messenger RNA. RefSeq lists its product as uncharacterized. Gene Ontology annotation, biological process: cell communication. The record is from RefSeq and is a predicted model, not a curated record. The coding region runs from base 79 to 600 and encodes 173 amino acids. Gene Ontology annotation, cellular component: membrane. The transcript has 4 exons. NCBI's taxonomy places the organism in Eukaryota, Metazoa, Porifera, Demospongiae, Haplosclerida, Niphatidae.
AAUUAUAGAUCUAUUUGCUUUAGUUCUGAGAGAGAAGGAGGCUAAGCUGUAUUGCUCUCUGUCAUAAUAUACCUUACAAUGUUCAAAUAUUUGAUCAUAUUCUUGGAGUUCAUUCCGCUAAUUGUUGCUCCUGGUCAUAGUCUAAUACCAACAUUCAGUUUUGAAGCAGCAAUGCUGUCUGUCUCUGAGGGAGACAAUUCUGUUGAGGUUUGUAUUUCUGCUCAUGAUGGAAACUCUCCACCUUAUGUAUUAAAUGUAUCAACUGAUGGAGAUGCAGCUCUACAUUCAGACUAUGUAGUCCCUGAUCCUUUUGAUUUUACAUUCCCUGUUACAGACAUAAGUGUAUGCAAUAAUGUAACAAUCGUAAAUGACAGAUUGAGUGAAAAAAACGAGACUUUGAUCUUAACUAUUCCUAGCAGUAGCAGUGGCUCAUACGAACUUGGAUCCAUCACUACAUUGACCAUUACUAUCGUUGAUGAUGAUGUAACAGAUUGCCCUAGUUGCAAGGAUCGCUUGUUUCUUUUUGUUUGCAAGAAUAAAGAGAUGAGAGGAGAUCUUUUACCAUUGCCUUGUUCAUCUCUACUGGCUGAGAAUCCAUAAAUGCAAACUCAAAUUACAUAUUGUAGGCCUUUGAAAAGACAUUCUUCCAUUCAAUUGUUUGCAAACAAACUAUUCAUUAAUGAAAUUAAGAAUUAUGCCUCAUUAAUGAGUCACACACAUUACUACUACUUCUAAAGAUUAAUAUUUUGUUUUUUCUGUACCAAUCAAUAACCAAUAUAUGGCA